GGCGGGCGCCGGGCCCCCAGGAGGAGCUACAGGUCUCGGGCCCUCAGGCGGAGCUGCGGGCGCCUUGCCCCCAGGUGGAGCAACAAGUCUCGGGCCCUCAGGCGGAGCUGCGGGCGCCUUCCCUCCAGGCGGAGUGACAGGUCUCACGGGCCCUCAGGCGGAGCGGCGGGCUAUGCCGGACCCCACAGGUGGAGCGACAGGUCUCGGGCCCCAGGCGGAGCGACAGGCGGAGCGACAGGUCUCGGGCCCCCAGGCGGAGCGACAGGUCUCGGUCACCUGGUAGACAGCGGGCACUGGGUCACCAGGCAUCAGGUCAUUUGGCUCGCCAGCGGGCACCACGUCAUCUGGCAAGUUAGUGGGGACUCGAGUCACCAGGUACACAGCGGGUCUGAGUCAAUUAACAAACGACAGCGGGCACCGGGUCAUCGCCAAAAUACGGAUUGUCUGGCUCGACCGCGGGUAUCCACUCACCAGCUAUGACAGCGGGCAUCAUAGGUCAUC
This is a messenger RNA of Staurois parvus, 501 nucleotides long. The record is from the annotation of a GenBank genome assembly. NCBI's taxonomy places the organism in Eukaryota, Metazoa, Chordata, Amphibia, Anura, Ranidae.